AUGUCGACAAACAAUGCGCCCCAACCAGUGAAGCUAUCGCUGCCCCUGGAAUACCAGCAGGCGCUCUUCCAGGAGCUCCGGUCCGAAGAUGAGCUCGUCGUGCUCGCCCGCGGCCUCGGCCUCAUGCGCCUCGUCACCAACCUGCUACACUCGUACGACGCGGCCGGGAACAACCUCAUCGUCAUAGUCGGCGCCGAGGAUCGCGAGAACGGAUGGAUCGGCGAGGCGCUGGCCGAGCACGCCGCCAUCAGCGCGUCGCCCAAGGCCCGCGGCCUCACCGUCGUGAAUACCGACUUUCAGAGCGUCGGCGCGCGCGAAAAGAUGUAUGCCGGUGGCGGAAUAUUCAGCAUCACGUCGAGAAUUCUCGUGGUUGAUUUGUUGACGGGUCUGCUGAGCCCAGACACCAUCACCGGCUUGGUCGUGCUGCACGCUGAUCGCAUCGUCGCCACAUCCCUCGAGGCCUUUAUUCUGCGAGUCUACCGACAAAAGAACAAAGUCGGCUUUCUGAAAGCUUUCGCGGACAAUCCCGAUCCAUUUACAAUUGGCUUCUCGCCGCUCUCCACGAUGAUGCGGAAUCUCUUCCUCAAAAAGGCGUCACUGUGGCCGCGCUUUCACGUCACCGUUGCGCAGUCGCUCGAGGGCAAGAAGAAAGCAGAGGUCAUUGAGCUCGAGGUGCCGAUGACAGAGUACAUGACGGAUAUUCAAAACGCCAUCAUGGAGUGUGUUGAGAUUAGCAUCCACGAGCUGAAAAAAGGCAACCCUGGCUUGGAAAUGGACGACUGGAACCUUGACAGCGCUCUGCUCAAAAACUUUGACGUCAUCGUUCGGCGCCAGCUGGACCCCAACUGGCAUCGUGUGAGCUGGAAGACGAAGCAGAUUGUCAACGACUUGACCGUUCUGCGAGGACUGCUGAAUUACGUGGUCAGCUACGACCCCGUUUCGUUUCUCCAGCACCUCGACACAAUUCACGCGGCGCAUUCCCCGCCUCCAGGCUCGACGCGGCAGACGCAGUCCCCAUGGCUGUUUCUGGACGCGGCGCAGACCUUGUUCGACACGGCGCGGAAGCGUGUCUACUCGGCCAGCAUCAAGCAAAUUUCGCAAGAAGAGAACAUCGACUCUCUGCGGCCGGUUCUGGAAGAGCUCCCGAAAUGGAGCAUGCUUGCAGAAGUGCUCGAGGAAAUCGACCGCGACCUGUACUUUGCGCCGCAUGCCAGGGAUGAUUCCAACGGCACAAUCUUGAUCAUGUGCUCCAACGUUGACACCUGCCGUCAAUUACGAGACUACCUCCAGACAAUGCACGUCAAGCCAAAAGUGCCCACCAGAAAUCCUACCGAUGAAGACGACCCUCACAAGCCAUCCGCCAUCUUCAUGAUGCGCCGCCGACUGCGUAAUUACUUGCGCUGGAAGCGGCAGUUUGCGGUGGUCAACGCCUCGCUAUUUACGGAAAACAACAAAGCGCUCAACAGCGCCACAGAUUCUCGUCCCGGGCAUGGAGGCAUGCGCGGCGGGAGAGCACCGUCGAAUAAGCGUCGUCGACAACGAGGCGGUGGCAAUAUGGGCGUCAGCAUGUCCAGGGCAGAAAACGGCAGCAUCUCUCAAUUUUUCGAGAAGCCCAACGAGGUGGCUGAACUGAUGGCAGAGGUGCAAAUCACGGAGGAAGAGGCCAAGCAAAAGGAUGAUGUGGUUGCCGAUCCGCUCGACAACAUGGAGGACUAUUAUCAGCUCUACGACAUGCGGGACCUUGUUGUCAUUCACGCCUACGAUGGCGACCAGGAUGAGCACGUACUUGAAGAAGUCAAGCCUCGCUACAUUGUCAUGUACGAACCGGAUGCUUCCUUUAUCCGCCGCGUCGAGGUGUAUCGCUCCUCUCACAAUGACCGCAACGUCCGCGUUUACUUUUUGUACUAUGGCGGCUCCGUCGAAGAACAGCGCUACCUCGCCUCUGUACGCCGCGAGAAGGAUGCCUUUACCAAGCUCAUCAAAGAACGCGCGAGCAUGUCCCUCGUCAUGACGGUCGAUCCGCACGGCAUUGAAGACCCGCAGGAUGCCUUCCUCCGCACUGUCAAUACCCGCAUCGCCGGCGGCGGGCGCCUCGCCGCCACGGCCGAGCCCCCGCGCGUCGUCGUCGACGUGCGCGAGUUUCGCUCCUCGCUGCCCUCGCUCCUCCACGGGCGCGCCAUGGUGAUUGUCCCGUGCAUGCUCACCGUCGGCGACUACAUUCUCUCGCCCUCCAUCUGCGUCGAGCGCAAGAGCAUCAGCGAUCUCAUCUCCUCCUUCAAAGACGGCCGCCUCUUCACCCAGGCCGAGACCAUGUUUCAGCACUACAAGAACCCGAUGCUGCUGAUUGAGUUUGACCAGAACAAGUCCUUUACGCUCGAGCCCUUUGCCGAUCUCUCCGGCAGCAUGAGCAGCGUGUCCGCCACCAAUGUCUCCUCGGACCUGCAGUCCAAGCUUGUGCUCCUGACGCUCGCGUUUCCAAAGCUGCGCAUCAUCUGGUCCUCGUCGCCGUACCAGACGGCCGAGAUCUUUGAGGCGCUCAAGACGCAGGAGCCCGAGCCGGACCCGAUUGCCGCCGUGCAGGCGGGGCUGGACAAGGACGCGCGCGCCGAGGACCAGGUGUUUAACCAGGAGCCGCAGGACAUGCUGGCGGUGGUGCCGGGCGUGACGCCGCAGAACAUGAAGAAUAUUAUUAUCAAGACGGAGAAUGUAAAGGAGGUGGCGAACAUGACGCCGGAGGAGCUGGCGCCGCUGGUGGGCAAGGCUGCGGGCAGGGCGAUUCAUGCUUUCUUUGAUCGGAACGUCAUGGAUGAGGAGGACUACUGA
Akanthomyces muscarius is the source of this 2823-nucleotide messenger RNA. RefSeq lists its product as uncharacterized. Lineage: Eukaryota; Fungi; Ascomycota; Sordariomycetes; Hypocreales; Cordycipitaceae. Gene Ontology annotation, molecular function: single-stranded DNA endonuclease activity; damaged DNA binding; single-stranded DNA binding. Gene Ontology annotation, cellular component: nucleotide-excision repair factor 1 complex. The coding region runs from base 1 to 2823 and encodes 940 amino acids. Gene Ontology annotation, biological process: double-strand break repair via homologous recombination; resolution of meiotic recombination intermediates; nucleotide-excision repair involved in interstrand cross-link repair. The record is from RefSeq and is a predicted model, not a curated record. The transcript is spliced from 2 exons.